This is a messenger RNA of Macadamia integrifolia, 1511 nucleotides long. RefSeq names its product TLD domain-containing protein 2. The record is from RefSeq and is a predicted model, not a curated record. Lineage: Eukaryota; Viridiplantae; Streptophyta; Magnoliopsida; Proteales; Proteaceae. Bases 205 to 1308 code for a protein of 367 amino acids. The transcript is spliced from 8 exons.
CCUGUUUUUCCACUCUUUCAAGUUCCAACCGGGAAGAGAACAAACCAGAAAGACUUCCACUUUUUCUCUAAUACUCUUGUGAUUUGGGAUUUUAUCUGCUUUUGUUGAUGCCCAUUUCUGAGUUUAAAUAUAAGUUAAAAUCCAGAGCAGUUCAGCUAUUUUUCCAUCUCUUGGCUCUUACUCUUCUUAGCGACCACCGAAUCGAUGGGCCGUGAACACUCCUUUCGUAGUAAAGCUGCCCAUUUCGUCUCUGAUCUCACAACUGUGUUUCUCAAUCCAAUCUCUGAUGAACCCUCAAAGCAUCCUGAGGAUACCAUGGAUCCCAAAGGAAGUGAAGAUGAGUCAAAAGCAGAGGAGGAUUCUGAGCCUCUAGUAGAUGGCCCUGAUACAUCUUCUUUCACAGCAUUCCUCUACUCUUUAUUGUCAGCUUCAGAAUCUGAGGGUCAUUCACAUGGUGAUGAACAAAAUGGUUAUCAUGAUGAAAUGGGUGAGUCGGCAUCUGAGGACUUACCAGUGAAGGAAAAUAAUGCAAGGAAGACACUUUUUUCUAGGGGAAAACAUUCACUUGCAAGAGUAAUCUACCUUGCCACAAAGUUUAAUGGGCGGAAGGGUGAUCAGAAAAAGAAAAAUGAUGACAUGGGCAGUUCGAACUUUAUUGGGCUUGAGUUGAACCCUGUACAGAAUCCAAAGGAGACUGUGUCAAGAUUUUGUCUCCCAGAUAUUUCUGAACCUUCGUUACUUCUUUCUGAGAAAAUGCGAAGUGCUCUCUAUACUUCACUUCCAUCACUUGUUCAAGGAAGGAAAUGGGUGCUGCUCUACAGUACCUGGAGACAUGGAAUAUCACUUUCAACCUUGUACAGGAGAAGUUCGCUUUGCCCUGGCCUUAGUUUGCUGGUUGUCGGGGACAAGAAAGGUGCAGUAUUUGGUGGAUUAGUCGAGGCACCACUGAGACCAACCAGUAAGAGGAAAUAUCAGGGGACUAAGGAUACGUUCAUUUUCACAAAUAUAUCUGGGCAUCCAGUGGUAUUCCGUCCCACUGGGGCAAAUCAUUAUUUCACUCUUUGUUCCCUCGACUUUUUAGCAUUGGGUGGAGGUGGUCACUUUGCACUCUAUUUGGGUGAUGAUCUCUUGAGGGGGUCAAGUUCAGUUUCAGAAACCUAUGGGAACCCCUGUCUGGCGCAGUCCGAGGACUUUGAAGUUAAGGAGGUUGAGCUGUGGGGCUUUUCCUAUGCAUCGAAGUACGAGGAAACCAUUGCUUUGUGCCAGUCAGAGGCUCCUGGGAUCUGCCGCUUAAUGAAUCUUUCUUGAGCGUCUUACCAGUUGAUCACGUCUUAAGGAUAGACAUCAAGCUUGUUGUACCUUCUAUGCUUGUAUAAUGCUGGAUGCUGACUCAUAAUGUGGAGGGACUUGUGUAUAUGUCAAAGUUGUACAUAGAGAGUAUUUGCCUCACGAUUGUAUAUAUUUGAACGCUUAACUACGUACUAAUUGCAUACAACUUUCGGUAGUUCCCA